GCCUUCACUCAGACGGAUCACUAUUGAAAAAACGUAUUCGUUCUCCUCUCUUGUCCGACUUGUUCGUUCUUCUUCUUGAAACAAACAGAGUCAGAUCCAAACACCAUCUUCGAUCCAGAAACUUCUUGGGCGGGGACAAAGGUGUGUGUGUAUGUCAGUGAAUACGAAUAGUGAGAUGGAUCACAAUGAGGAGGAAUCCGGUGGUGGCGCCGGAGCUGAGCCUCAUGGGAAGCAAGAUGAUGAGGAAGCUGUUGCUCGGCUUGAGGAAAUGAAGAAAUCAAUCGAGUCGAAGAUGGCUCUUCGUCAAAGCAAUUUGAACCCUGAGAGGCCUGACUCGGGAUUUCUGAGGACAUUGGAUUCCAGUAUUAAACGCAACACAGCAGUUAUUAAAAAACUAAAGCAGAUAAAUGAGGAGCAGCGAGAAGGGCUGAUGGACGACUUGAGGAGUGUCAAUCUUAGCAAAUUUGUUAGUGAAGCUGUUACUGCGAUUUGUGAUGCCAAACUUAGAUCGUCCGACAUACAAGCAGCAGUUCAAAUCUGCUCUCUGCUUCAUCAAAGAUACAAAGAUUUCUCCCCAACCCUUGUUCAAGGUCUUUUGAAGGUGUUCUUUCCUGGAAAGUCUGGGGAUGACCCAGAUGCAGAUAGGAGCCUGAGGGCCAUGAAGAAGCGUAGCACUUUGAAACUCCUUUUGGAACUUUUCUUUGUUGGAGUUAUAGAAGACGGUGGUAUUUUUGUGAAUGUUAUCAAAGACCUUACCAGUGGAGAUCACUUAAAGGACCGGGAAACUACUCAGACAAAUUUGACUCUUCUUGCUAGUUUUGCUCGGCAGGGAAGAAUGUUUCUUGGUCUUCCACUCUCUGGGCCAGAAAUAUAUGAAGAGUUUUUUAAGGGCCUUAAUAUCACACCGGAUCAAAAGAAGUUCUUUAAGAAGGCAUUUCAAACUUAUUAUGAAGCUGCAGCAGAACUUCUUCAAUCUGAGCAUAAUUCACUUCGCCAAAUGGAGCAUGAAAAUGCAAGAAUCAUUAACGCUAAAGGAGAGCUCAGUGAUGAUAGUGCUUCUUCAUAUGAAAAGUUGCGGAAAUCUUAUGACCAUUUGUACCGCAAUGUCUCAACUUUAGCAGAAGCACUUGAUAUGCAGCCUCCAGUAAUGCCAGAGGAUGGUCACACAACUAGGGUUACUAGCGGAGAGGAUGCUUCAUCUCCAGCUGCUGGAAAGGAUUCUUCUGCACUUGAAGCCAUAUGGGACGAUGAAGAUACUAGGGCUUUCUAUGAAUGUUUGCCAGAUCUUAGAGCAUUUGUUCCAGCUGUGUUACUUGGAGAAGCAGAGUCAAAAGUCAAUGAGCAAUCUGCAAAGACCCAAGAGCAACCAACUGAACCUGCGGCUGAAUCAGAUCAGAAUCAACAGGCUACAGAAGAGGCUGCAGAACCUUCUGCAGAAGUUGGUGCUUUACAGGAAGGAAAAAUCAGAGAGAAAGGAAAGGAUAAGGAAGAAAAAGAAAAAGAAAAAGACAAGAGUAAAGAUGCUGACAAAGAGAAAGGUGACAGGAAGGGAGAAAAUGAGAAGGAGAAACUAAAAAGUAUUGAAGGCACGAAUUUGGACGCUUUACUACAAAGGCUCCCAGGUUGUGUGAGCCGUGAUCUCAUCGACCAAUUAACUGUGGAGUUUUGUUAUCUAAAUUCUAAAGCAAAUCGGAAAAAGCUUGUGAGGGCAGUGUUUAAUGUCCCCAGGACAUCAUUGGAGCUACUGCCGUAUUACUCACGCAUGGUCGCCACUCUGUCAACUUGUAUGAAGGAUGUAUCAUCCAUGCUCCUGGCUAUGUUGGAGGAGGAGUUCAAUUUCUUAAUUAAUAAGAAGGAUCAAAUGAAUAUUGAAACAAAGAUUAGGAAUAUUAGAUUUAUUGGAGAGCUUUGCAAGUUCAGAAUUGCGCCAGCUGGCCUUGUGUUUAGUUGUUUGAAGGCUUGUCUGGAUGAUUUCUCUCAUCAUAAUAUUGAUGUUGCUUGCAAUCUUCUUGAGACCUGUGGGCGUUUUCUGUAUCGGUCUCCUGAAACUACUGUGAGGAUGGCUAACAUGUUGGAAAUAUUAAUGCGCUUAAAGAAUGUAAAAAAUUUGGAUCCUCGGCACAGCACUCUUGUUGAAAAUGCUUACUACCUGUGCAAACCGCCUGAGAGAUCUGCACGAGUUGCUAAAGUCCGUCCUCCAUUGCAUCAGUAUAUAAGAAAGUUGCUAUUCUCAGAUCUGGAUAAAUCCACCCUUGAGCAUGUGCUGAGGCAACUGCGUAAACUACCAUGGGGUGAAUGUGAGCCAUAUCUUUUGAAAUGCUUUUUGAAGGUUCACAAAGGGAAGUAUGGUCAGAUCCAUUUGAUUGCUUCUCUCACUGCUGGCCUGAGUCGCUAUCAUGAUGAAUUUGCUGUUUCUGUUGUUGACGAGGUUUUAGAGGAGAUCAGACUUGGCCUAGAGUUAAAUGAGUAUGGAAUGCAGCAAAGACGAAUUGCCCAUAUGCGAUUCCUAGGAGAGCUCUACAACUAUGAACAUGUUGAUUCUUCUGUUAUAUUUGAGACUCUAUACUUGAUUCUCAUAUUUGGCCAUGGCACAACAGAGCAAGACGCACUAGAUCCACCAGAAGAUUGUUUCCGCAUGAGGAUGGUUAUUACUCUUCUUGAAACUUGUGGACAUUACUUUGACCGAGGCUCUUCUAAGAGGAAACUUGAUCGCUUCUUGAUUCACUUCCAGAGAUAUAUACUAAGCAAAGGUGUACUACCACUAGAUGUUGAGUUUGACUUACAGGACUUAUUUGCAGAAUUGCGUCCCAACAUGACUCGAUACUCAUCCCUUGAAGAAGUUAAUGCGGCUCUAGUAGAACUUGAGGAACAUGAGCGUACUGUCUCUACUGACAAGGCAAAUAAUGAGAAGCACUCGGACACUGAAAAGUCUUCAAGGAGAACUACCCCCAAUAAAACGACAGUGAAUGGACAGAGUGUUGUGAAUGGUACAGAGGAAAAUGGUGUGGUCCAUGAAGACCAUAGAGAUAGUGACAGUGAUUCAGGAAGUGGCACUGUUGAUCCAGACAGGCAUGAAGAAGAAUUGGAUGAAGAGAAUCAUGAUGAUGGAUCAGAGAGUGAGGACGACGAUGAUGAUGGGGGUGGACCUGCUUCCGAUGAGGACGAUGAAGUCCAUGUGAGACAGAAGGUUGCAGAGGUAGAUCCUCAGGAAGAAGCAGAUUUUGAGCUGGAUCUCAAGGCUGUAAUGCAGGAAAGCAUGGAACAACGAAGGCAAGAGCUGCGAGGUCGGCCUACUUUGAAUAUGAUGAUACCGAUGAACUUGUUUGAGGGGUCCAUCAAGGAUCAUCAUGGACGUGUCGGAGGGGACAGUGGUGAUGAUGGGGAUGAAGAGUCUGGAGGAAGCAAGGAGGUCCAAGUCAAAGUUCUUGUGAAGCGCGGUAACAAGCAACAGACAAAGCAGAUGUCCAUCCCUCGGGAUUGCUCACUUGUACAGAGCACGAAACAGAAAGAAGCAGCAGAGCUUGAAGAGAAACAAGACAUCAAGAGGCUGGUCUUGGAAUAUAAUGAUAGAGAAGAGGAGGAACUUAAUGGAUUAGGGAACCAAACUUUGAACUAUGCGCAGAGUGGGGGCAAUAGAUUUGGCGGUCGUGGCGGCACCUGGGAAGGAACUAGUGGCAGAGGUGGACCACGUCGAUAUCAUAGUAGCUAUUCUGGAGCCGGAGUUUAUUACAGCAGGAGAAAGUGAACAGUAUGAUUUUGCAAAAAUAGUAAAGGCGAAACACUCCAGCCACAGGUUUCCCUCGUUUUUUGCUGAGGUGAUACAUUCCUACUGAAAUCGUUGCUUAACUUACAAGUUGAACAAUAAAUUUGGAGAGACAACAUUCCUAUCCAAUGGUUAAGCCAUCAGCCGUGGAUUUCUGGGGACAUUCAACUUGGCCUUUAUCUCCAUCUGGCAAAGGCUGCAAGGCUGUCAUAUGCUCAAAUACACACGGGAGACAGCGGACUAGGCUAGGAAUCAAGAGAUUGAUACACAAGAAGAGGGGGGUGGGGGUGGUUGUGAUGGUGAGAUUCUGAUAUGCAAAUAUGCCAUUACGCGCUAGAUCUUUUACAUUAGUUAGGACUUGAUGAAUGAGUCCUGCGUGUAUAUUUGUCAAUGUGAAGUAAAAUGCGAUGUAAACUCCGCUUGGGUUUUACGUCAUAUGUUCCAUUUUGUUUUCAGUCUUAUGUGCUGGAAUAGUGGGAAUAGUGUAUCAGUGUUUUGAGCAAAGCCUUUUUUUGAGCUGUUG
Messenger RNA from Fragaria vesca subsp. vesca, 4286 nucleotides. RefSeq names its product regulator of nonsense transcripts 2-like. Gene Ontology annotation, molecular function: RNA binding; protein binding. NCBI's taxonomy places the organism in Eukaryota, Viridiplantae, Streptophyta, Magnoliopsida, Rosales, Rosaceae. Bases 152 to 3745 code for a protein of 1197 amino acids. The record is from RefSeq and is a predicted model, not a curated record. Gene Ontology annotation, biological process: nuclear-transcribed mRNA catabolic process, nonsense-mediated decay. Gene Ontology annotation, cellular component: exon-exon junction complex; cytoplasm. The transcript is spliced from 18 exons.